CAAUCCAAGAAGAAGAAAACCUGGAGUUUGAGGAGAUGAAGCUAAUAAGGUUGUAAGAACUGAUCGAAGCGGAAGUGGUUUAAUUUUGGUUUGAACUUAACACUGGAUCAUGACUCGGAAGAAGAUAAAGAUAAAGAAGAUCGACAACAUUGCAGCGAGGCAGGUAACAUUCUCUAAGAGGAGAAGAGGGCUUUUCAAGAAAGCUGAAGAGCUUGCCGUCCUUUGUGACGCCGACGUCGCCCUCAUCGUCUUCUCCGCUACCGGCAAGCUUUUCGAUUUCGCUAGCUCUAGCAUGAAGCAUAUCCUUCAAAAAUAUGUGUCUCAUUCAAGUAACAUCGAGAAGUACCCACCUCUUCAAUUUCUGCAGCAAGAGAAUAGCCUUCAAGUAAGAUUAAGCAAGGAGAUUUCUGACAAGACUCGUGAGCUCAGGCGGAUGGGAGGUGAAGAGCUUGAAGGAUUAAGCUUAGAGGAACUAGAAGAACUGGAGAAAAAGCUUAAAGUUGGAUUAAACCGUGUGUCUGAGACCAAGGAUGAACAGUUGAGGAAUGAGAUUGCCACACUUCAAUACAAGGGUUCUGAGCUCAUGGAAGAAAAUAAUCAGUUGAAACAACGAGUUGCAAAUGACAGACGAAACGGGCGGAUUGUUGGUGACAUUAUGGAUCGCAUGAUCCAAGAAGAUGGUGAGUCCAUCACCAAAAAUAGCACCACCCAGCCGCCGCUUCUGCAGGCUGCUGACUGCUCAGAUACAAUGCUGAAACUCGGGCUACCCUUUCACUAGCUGAACAAGACCAUCAGAAAUAAUGCACAUAUAUGCCCAGGAAGCUGGAGAGUAUAUGUAUAAUUAAGGUUGUCUG
This is a messenger RNA of Ipomoea nil (Japanese morning glory), 854 nucleotides long. Its product is annotated as MADS-box protein AGL24-like. The transcript has 9 exons. The coding region runs from base 110 to 778 and encodes 222 amino acids. The record is from RefSeq and is a predicted model, not a curated record. Gene Ontology annotation, cellular component: nucleus. Gene Ontology annotation, biological process: positive regulation of transcription by RNA polymerase II. Gene Ontology annotation, molecular function: DNA-binding transcription factor activity, RNA polymerase II-specific; protein dimerization activity; RNA polymerase II cis-regulatory region sequence-specific DNA binding. Lineage: Eukaryota; Viridiplantae; Streptophyta; Magnoliopsida; Solanales; Convolvulaceae.